Messenger RNA from Paramormyrops kingsleyae, 2360 nucleotides. RefSeq names its product hemojuvelin BMP co-receptor (gene hjv). The record is from RefSeq and is a predicted model, not a curated record. Gene Ontology annotation, biological process: BMP signaling pathway. Gene Ontology annotation, molecular function: coreceptor activity. Gene Ontology annotation, cellular component: plasma membrane. NCBI's taxonomy places the organism in Eukaryota, Metazoa, Chordata, Actinopteri, Osteoglossiformes, Mormyridae.
AUAAGAAAAUAUACUGACAACAAGGAGGUGCAAAUAGCACAGGGUCUGUCACUCUGACAGCUUAAAAUAGCUCCUCUUUGCGAGUGUGUGCGCAUGUGAGCAGUUGCUGGAGCAGCAGGUGUCCGCUGAGGCUGAUUUAUACCCCUCGUAGAAGUACUCUGUCAAAAAUCUCAGUCAUUUGAGAGCCGGUGUCGGGGAGUGGGGGGGGAGAAAACGGCUGGUGAAAAGGUCCGAUUUGUGACUGACACCUGUGUUACAAUCUGAAUGAUCGUUCUUUGCGUGUUGCGCGUCUGCCUGUUAAGAUCGGCUGCCCUAUAGGAAUUCUGUCAUUUUCCAGUCGUAAACAAACGAGAAGUGCAGACUGGUUAUCGGAUCUGUUUCUUUACUGAGAGGAUGAAGAGAUGAUGCCUGAGUCCUGUUGAUGGCCGCGAAACUCCCAGACACACGUCUGCACAGACACUAACGGCUUUCUUCGGCGAGAGCUAGUAACCGUCUCGGGCUGGAUCUGUAUGGAUGGGAAUGGGGAAGCCAGCUGCCGGUAAUAGGGACACACAGCUGUCGUGGAAGUGGGUUAUCAUUGGAACACUCCUGCUUGAUCACGUGUGCCGUUCCCAAGCCGCUGCCCAAUGUCGAAUCCUGAGGUGCAACUCGGACUUUGUAGCUGCUCUCGGGCCUGACGGAGGCCGAGAGGGAGGCAGCGCGGGUUACUGCAGCGCCCUGCGCUCCUACGCCCUGUGCACCCGUCGGACGGCGCGGGCGUGUCGGGGUGACCUGGCCUACCACUCGGCCGUGCAGGGCAUCGAGGACCUCCUCAUGCAGCACAACUGCCCCAGGAGUGGCCCCACCGCUCAACCCCGCCCCCCGCCGCAGUCGCCUCUGUCUGGGGACGCCUGCCUCUACGAGAGGACCUUCCGGCUGCGGGAAGGCCGCCCCCCUGAGUACCUGCACUGCGGCGUGUUUGGGGACCCGCACGUGCGCACCUUCCUGGAUGACUUCCAGACCUGCGCUGUGCAAGGCGCCUGGCCCUUGAUGGAUAACGAGUUCCUGUAUGUCCAGGCCACCAGCGUCCCCAUGGCAGGCAGGAUGUACGCCACAGCGCUCACUAAGAUCACCAUCAUCUUCAAGAACUGGCGCGAGUGCAUCGAGCAGCAGAUCUACCAGGCUGAGCUGGACAAUGUGCCGCUGGCCUUCAUGGACGGCUCGGUGAGCGAUGGUGAGCGCCUGGGUCACCACAGCCUGCAGGUGAGCAGCCUGGACCCCGGGCGUCACGCUGAGAUCUGGGCCGCCCACAUCGGAACCACCCUGGUGGUCAGGCAGAGCGGGCGCUCGCUGGGCCUGUCAGUGCGCGCCCCCCUGGCCAUCGUAAACUCCUUCACGUCAGAGCAGGACCUGCAGCUGUGUGUCUGGGGCUGUCCCACUUCCCAGCGGCUCCCGGCCCCCCAGCUCUCUGCACCCGGAGCCGCACAUGCCCACUGCUCCGCCCUCCUCCCCAAACAGGAUAUAUACUUCCAGGCGUGCUUGUUCGACCUCCUGGUGACCGGUGACCUUAACGCGAGUGCCGCUGCUGUGGCUGCGCUGGAGGACGCCCGCAGCAUGAUCUCAAACCCUGAGAAGGUGCAUCUGCUCCUCGGUGGGGCUGACAGACACCGGAGUCCCAUUUCAGUGACUCUCACUCUGGCUGUUUUCAUGGGGAACAUGGUAACUCUGCUGUCUUUGCGUUGUGCAUAAUCUCCCACUAAACCAAAUUCACUUGCUAGCAGAGGGUUUUUCCUCCACCACUUUCUGCCAACAAGAGAUUUCAUCAAAGCUAUUUUUGUUGUUCUUCUUCUUUGCAUUUGUAUUAUUUAUUAAUAUUAAUAUUAUUGUUACUUGCAGUCAGCUUAGUGUGAGGCAUCUCAGUCAGGGUGCUCCACUGCUCUACACUGCCAGUGUGAGGCAUCUCAGUCAGGGUGCUCCACUGCUCUACACUGCCAGUGUGAGGCAUCUCAGUCAGGGUGCUCCACUGUUACACUGCCAAAGAUCUGUUCCUGCCCCCCCCCCCCUACUAGUUAAAUGGUUGGAAGAUGGAUGGAUCAAUCUACUCUGGUCCUGUUAAAAAAACUUGAGAAUUGCAGAUUUGCCUGCAGUCCCUUGGGAACAGCAGAGAGCUUGUGCAAGAAAAGGAGACGCAGAAGAAACAGGAGUUUGCUCAAGCUCCCUAAGAAAAGUCCACGAGGUCUCAACUGUAGUUUCUGUGUCGCGUACAGUACUGUGCAAAAGUCUUAGGCAGUCCAAAGAAAUGUUUAAAGCUGUAAAAAUGUUUAAAGCUGAGUAGCAAGUGUACUUUGGCUUAGAACAAAAAACAUAGUUUAACAUUAGAA